Drosophila willistoni is the source of this 752-nucleotide messenger RNA. RefSeq lists its product as uncharacterized. The coding region runs from base 90 to 386 and encodes 98 amino acids. The transcript has 2 exons. The record is from RefSeq and is a predicted model, not a curated record. Lineage: Eukaryota; Metazoa; Arthropoda; Insecta; Diptera; Drosophilidae.
UGCCCAACACUUGAGCAAAAUAGCGUCUUUGGAUUCACAGCUGGCAUCACCACUGGCGUAUUGUGCAUUUAUUUUUUUUAUUUUUUGCAAUGUCGCAGCGUUCUGUCCAAAACAAAAUGAAGAAAAUGGUUGUUAGAAUUCCCCGGCAUCCGUACUUGAAUUUGCACGGCGACCAUUUGUUGCAAGAGAAUCGUGUACGCAAAUGUCGCGUUAAUCUAGAGCGCUUGAAGAUGUCCCCGAAACAAUUGAAGCCAAAGCACGUUAAGGUGUGCGUGUGUCGCCUGCCAGAAUAUUUCUUUACGGAGCGCAGUGAGGUUUCUGUGACACCAGCCGCUUCCAUAAUCAACUCCGAAGUGGAAGAGGAAAGAGGAAGUGACACGGAAUAGCUUGAGCAAAUGCGAAGGAGAAGGUAUCUGGGGACAAGCAGAAAGAAGGAGGGAAAAGAGACUUGCCCACAACUUGUCACUAGCGGGCAAUACAUAUAAAUAUAUGGACUAACACAAAUAUACAUACACACAUCGCAUUGUCGUCUACAAACUUCUAUACAUAGCCUUAAGCAACAAUUAUUUGUAUUACCGUAAAUGCAUGCAUACAAAUAUGUAUGCUUUCAUUUCGAAAAUACCACAACAGUAGCUAGUAUUGGUUAGCAGUUAAUCAACAUUAAUCAGAUGUACAUUGCUCUAACCAAUUGCCGUUAUAGUUGAUCCAAUAUUUUUUUAGUUUACAAAUACAAAAAAAAACAUUUGCCAAAA